Closterium sp. Yama58-4 is the source of this 420-nucleotide messenger RNA. The record is from the annotation of a GenBank genome assembly. Lineage: Eukaryota; Viridiplantae; Streptophyta; Zygnematophyceae; Desmidiales; Closteriaceae.
AUGGGAAUGAUGGGUUUGGAUAACAGGAGCCAAUCAGGAUUCAAGCAGGGCCCCCGGGGGCGGGAGAGCCGCAGUCAAGCGGAGAAGAGCAAGAAGCAGGAGAGGGAGAGCACGACGCAACCCGACAAGAAGGUCGACGGGAUCGAAGACGGGGAGAAUGAGACGAAGGGUGGUGGGAAGAGCUACGCGAAAAGUGAAGGGAAAGCGAGCACGAGAGGAGGGAAGGUGAAGAGGAUUCGACAGGAGGCGCUAGAGCGGGAGAGGGAAGCGCGGGAGGAGAGAGAGGUGGCAAGGAAGCAGAAGGCGUGGAACAAGGAGGAGAUGAAAUUCGCGCGCGAAGAGGCCGCUGUGAAGCGGAACAUUUCGUGGAGUAAACGACAAGCGGCCAAGGAGAGGCGCAACAGCCCGCUGGAUGAGUGA